AUUGCCUUAGGUACUGUCUCCAAUAUUGUUGAGGCAUUGACCUGGCUUAGUUACACCUAUCUAUUCAUUCGCAUUCGUCAGAACCCACACAACUACGGAAUCACUCCAGAGGAAUCCUCUCGUGAUCCCGAUCUGUCAGAUUUCCUGUCUAGAGUAGUUCACUCCACGGCUACAGAUUUAGAUGCCGCUGAGAUGGUACGAUACGAGCCCACCUUAGGUCAUCUGGCUCCCACUGACCGAGGUCGUACAGCCAGUCUUUACUAUAUCCGGUUCUCCACAGCUACCAUGGUUCGAGAACAGCUCAAUCCGGUCAUGAUGCCACAAGACUUAUUCGCUCUGAUCUCAAAGGCCAGCGAGUUCGCCGCUAUGAAGGUUCGUGAAGAAGAAUCGAUCGAGCUUGCUGGGCUCCGUGAUCAGGUCUGUCGUCUCCAAGUAAAUAUCUUGAAAUCAACAACGAAUUUGACUUUAGACAAGCUGAACACUCUUAGGGCGAGUAUGAGCUUAAGCGGCAACAGUCACAGACCUGCUAGACCGCCUGACGGAGCCUCUGGCAGUAAGCAUCAGCAUCCCCAACAAUCAGCGUCCGAGGCGCUUCAUUCUCAGCUGUCAGAGGAAGAAGCUGCGGCUCUGGCUGAGGCUGCAAGCGUAGAAGUAGAGAGCAAAGUGAACACUUUGCUGCAAGCUUACAUCAGCCGACAUGAGCCAACCGGACAUUCUCUUGUCUCCGACCAGAACUACAUUAUGCAGAAUGCCGGUCGCCUUGUGCGAUAUGUCUUCGAGAUCGCCCUUCAUCGAGGCUGGUCUAGCUGUGCUGAGCGUAGUCUUCAGCUAGCCAAGGUAGUUGGUCCUUUACAAAAUAUAGGGCACUAUCUAGGGUAUUGUGCUUAA
Molecule: messenger RNA, 888 nt
Organism: Protopolystoma xenopodis
Lineage: Eukaryota; Metazoa; Platyhelminthes; Monogenea; Polystomatidea; Polystomatidae
Source: the annotation of a GenBank genome assembly